This is a messenger RNA of Sporothrix schenckii 1099-18, 426 nucleotides long. RefSeq lists its product as uncharacterized. The record is from RefSeq and is a predicted model, not a curated record. The transcript has a single exon. Bases 1 to 426 code for a protein of 141 amino acids. NCBI's taxonomy places the organism in Eukaryota, Fungi, Ascomycota, Sordariomycetes, Ophiostomatales, Ophiostomataceae.
AUGCAGCAGGACAUGCACAACCAACUGCCUGCCCUCGGCCAUCAGAGUUAUCAACAGUCGCACCAGUCGACACACCUGCCCACCAUGAGUCUCCCUCCGCCGCACGGUUACGCGGACCAGUACCAACACCCGUCGCACGCGCAACAUCCCCAGCAUCCCCAGCACUCUCAGCACCCGUCGCAUACUCAGCAUCCGUCGCAUUUGCAGCAUCCUCAGCAUGCCUCGCAACACUCGCAGCACUCUCAACAUGGCCAACAUUCGCAGCAUGCCCCACUACCAACGUCGCUCCCUCCUGUUGACCCUGGCCGUUCGUCGCCCACACCCGCCUUGGAACCACCAAAGCCCACGCCAGAACAGGAGGCGGCCACGCGGAAAGCUCUUGAGCCCACUGUUGGCAGCGAGGGAACCCGGUCCUACAGGUGCUAA